Molecule: messenger RNA, 1385 nt
Organism: Callithrix jacchus (white-tufted-ear marmoset)
Lineage: Eukaryota; Metazoa; Chordata; Mammalia; Primates; Cebidae
Source: RefSeq, a predicted model, not a curated record
GCGGUAGCCGGGCGGCCUUGCAGGCGGGGCGGAGGUCCCGAGGAACUCCUCGGACGCGGUUGUCCGUGGGCUCUUCUUGCCCCCAGAGGGCGAGGCUCCGGCAGCGCAGGGGUUAACUCGAGCUGCUCGGCGACGUCAGGGCUCGUUUGCAUACUGUUCUUCCGUAUUACGCAGUCGGGGGCGGGGUCUGGAAGUAGCUACGGACCAAUCGCAUGCGUCCGUGCAAAAACCCUAGACGGGGUGAGAGUUGGCAGCUCCCGGACCCGCCUCCCCACGUCUCUUCUCUGUGCGCGCCACCAGGCGUGUCCUUUCCACGUGUCCACCCGCAGGCCGCCCGCAGACCACCCCCGCCGCGCGCGGGCGACGACGCCCCCCGCAGGACCCGCCCAUCAUCCCGGAAACCCCUGAGCUGCGUCUUCCAGAGACCGAUGCCCACCCGGGAGCCCCCCAAGACUCGCGGCUCCCGGGGGCACCUGCUGCAGACCCACCCGCCUGGGCCAGGGCCCCCGGUGAGCCUGACCAGGACGGGGUCCUUAGGCCAGCUUCAGGGAUUGACGCCUCGAGGCCUCAAAACCAGCGCCCCCCGCCCUCCGUGCCAGCCCCAGCCUGGACCCCACAAGGCAAGGCGGAAGACGAUUGUGUUUGAGGAUGAGCUGCUCUCCCAGGCCCUCCUGGGUGCCAAGAAGCCUAUUGGAGCCAUCCCUAAGGGGCAUACGCCUAGGCCCCACCCAGUGCCCGACUAUGAGCUUAAGUACCCACCGGUGAGCAGUGCGAGGGAACGGAGCCGAUAUGCCGCAGUGUUCCAGGACCUGUACGGAGAGUACUUGGAGCUCCAGCGGGAGGUGGGGUGCGCACAGGCAAAGCUCAGGCAGCUGGAGGCCCGGCUGAGCUCCCUGCCCCCACCCCAAAGCCAGAAGGAGGCCCAAGUUGCAGUCCGAGUUUGGAGGGAGUUUGAGAAGAAACAAACGGAUCCUGGCUUCCUGGACAAGCAGGCUCGCUGCCACUACCUGAAGGGUAAACUGAGGCAUCUCAAGACCCAGAUCCAGAAGUUCGAUGACCGAAGAGACAGUGAGGGCUCUGUGUACUUCUGAGUGCCCCUGCAGACAGGCAGAGGGACACGUGGGAAUGCAGGUUCCUGGCUUUACUUGGUAUCUCUCAGCCUUUCCUCUUGCAGUUCCCCCUACCAGGGGUAGCUUUCUCAGCAACUGCAAAUGCCUCUUCAUUUUGGACUCAGCUUUGACAGCCCCUCCUCCAGGCAGGCCUCCCAGGACUUCCUUCUCUAGGACCUCUAGCUCUGACCCUACAGGGACUCCAGAUCUCAACCUGUUCCCUGGAAGUAGGUCCUGCUCUCCAUUUCAGUGAAAUAAACAUGUAUUAGACACCUA